Molecule: messenger RNA, 2307 nt
Organism: Cladocopium goreaui
Lineage: Eukaryota; Dinophyceae; Suessiales; Symbiodiniaceae
Source: the annotation of a GenBank genome assembly
AUGCCAAAGCUGUCGCAGCUUACACACUGGACCGGUUCCAACGCUGGCAGGAAGGGGAACGCAUGUCUCUUUGGUCGACUCGCCCUGCCAGGCGCCCCGCCCGAACAGCUACCCCCAGCCUUGACGAGCAGAGGAGCUUGGCCAUCAGCCUGCCACGUGAGGGGUUCGACCGAAAAGCCUGCACUGCCUUGCUUUCAAAAGGCCUUUGUCCUGAGCCAGACGGUGGCAGCCCUUGCGGCUCUCCAUCCAAGGACCCCUGUGCGCGCUGGUCCCUCUAUUGCUGACCUCCCCAUUGUCCCCGAAGUUGCCCCAGACCUGGUGGCGCAAUGCUUGCGGGCCUUUCCGGCCGAAACUUCGCCAGGGCGCACGGGCCUUCGGGUCCAACAUUUGAAGGAUGCGUGUGUAGCAGGCGGCACAGAUGCCUUCCUGUCCCACUUGGCAGGCGUGGUGCAACUCUUGGCGCGUGGGCGCGCGCCCCACUUCGUGGCCCCUGUUUUGGCUGGCGCUGGCCUGGUAGCAUUGCCAAAGCCCAAUGGUGGGGUGCGUCCCAUUGCUGUUGGGGAGAUAAUGCGACGGCUCACGGGCAAGUGUCUCAUGAAGAUCGUGCGAGCUGAUGCCCACAACCAUUUCUGGCCGUUGCAGGUUGGGGUUGCAGUUCCUCAUGGGGCCGAGAUUGCCAUCCACACUGUCCGGGCGUGGCUCUGGCGGCACAGGACCUCCAAUGCCAAGGUGCUCGUCAAGCUCGACUUCGCCAAUGCCUUCAACCAGGUGUCGCGCACCACCGUCUUGCAAGAAGCGCGGGCACACUUUCCGGCUCUCGCGCGGUGGGCGACGUGGUGCUACGGGCAGCCGACGCGACUUCAAUUUGGCGGGCACCCAGUGGCCGCUCUCCUCCGGCAACAAGGGUUGGACAUCGCCGUGUUCUACCUGGACGAUGGUGUCUUGGCUGGGGACCUGGCUGCUGUCGCUGCGGCUUUGCAGCAACUUCAGCAACGCGCUUCGGCCGUGGGCCUCCACCUGAACUUGGCCAAAUGUGAGCUGGUGGUGGCUGGUACUGCUCCUGAAGCUGCGUUGCGCAACCAUUUCCCCGUGCCCUUGCUACAGACUGAGCAGGGCGCCGGCAAUUGGCCGGAGACUUACUUGAUGGGCUUGGGGGGCUUCCCGACCCUCAGGUCGCGCUCCGGCUCCUUCGGACAUGGCCUCGCCUUCAGCAUGUUCGAUGGCAUGGUCCGCAGAAGUUUAGGCGACUUUACUGGCAUCCACCUGACCGCUCAGCAAUGGCUCCAGGCUUCUCGCGGGCUAGCCUUUGGUGGCUUGGGGCUUCGGUCCUGUGAACAACAUGCGCCUGCGGCCUUUCUUGCUUCAGUUGGCUUUGGAUGCCAAUUUUUCUGUGGACGAAGCCAAAGCCUGGAGACGUUCAAGCAUGCCCUGGUCCAGUUGAACGCCGCCCUUCCACCUGACAAGGCCAUCACCACAGAGGCCGCCUUGGGAUCCAAACAAAGUACCCUUUCCGAAAAGUUGGAUGGGGCUAGGUGGGCCCACCAACUUCACCACGCCAGCAUCAUUGAGCAAGCGGUGCUCCGCUCCGAAUCUUCUGUUGGUGCCCGUGCCUUCCUUUCUGCCCUUCCUCACGGCCACGGUCGCAUGGAGCCAGCUGCCUUCAUCUCGGAGCGGGUCAGGCUUGGGGUGCCCGACUCUGAUGCCGAUGCUUGGUGCCCGCGUUGGGAUGGCAUCUCGGAUCGCCAGAGCCAUCAUGCUGGAACCUGUGUGGCCGGUGGCGAGCGGACCCAGCGCCACCACGCCAUACGCAACUUGGAGUGGGCAUCCCAAGCGGGGCUCCGGCCUGAAAAGGAGGCCCCCCACCUCCUGUUGCCACAGAGCCCUGAUGAUACUUCGACGCCCCAACGCAGGCCAGCUGACCUCUUCAUACCGGCCCUGGCGGGUUCCCCUGCUGCUCUUGACUUUGCUGUCACAGCAACUACGCGGCAGGAAACCUUAGCCUCGGCCAGCCAAAUAGAAGGAGCUGCGGCGGCUGCCUAUGCACACCAUAAAGAGACCUACUUGGCCACUGCUCAAACUUGUGAGCGGCAGGGCGUCCUGUUCCUGCCCAUGGUCGUUGAAACCACUGGCAACUGGGAUGCUCGUGCCUACAAGGUUUUGCGGCACAUCGCGCAAGGGGUGGCCAGCCGCACUGGCACGGAUCAUGCGACAACCUUGUCUACGCUCCUUCAAGAGGCCAAGGUGGUAGUGCGGGGCUUUCGAGCCAGGGCGGCUUUGCGCCGUCGGGCAGAAUUGGCAUCUCAAUAG